Molecule: messenger RNA, 1977 nt
Organism: Paramecium sonneborni
Lineage: Eukaryota; Ciliophora; Oligohymenophorea; Peniculida; Parameciidae
Source: the annotation of a GenBank genome assembly
AUGAUAACUAAUCCUGGAAUUGUAAGAUCAAAAUUAUUAGAAAGUAAAUCUACACAUACUCCUUAUACUUAAUCUACAUUUCAUAGUCCGAGCAAUUCGAGAACAUUGUAAACAAAAGUAAUUAUAAUAGAGGAUUCUUUAAUAAAGAAUAAAAAAAAAUACAGGAUUCAAAUAAAUUAUAACCAUUCUCUGUUGAAAAGUAAAGUCAUUCAGCUACUUCAUCUUGUCAUACUUUUAUGACUCAAUUAGAGAGUGUUUAAUAACAAAAUAGGGCAGUUAAAUUUGGAAAAAUAAAAAGCAGAAAAUAAGUGACAUUAUUUAACAAUGAGGAUUUUAUAUCAGAAGACAUUCUUGAAUUGUACAAUGAAUAUGAGAAAAAUUAUUCUACUUUAAACAAGAUAGAUAAAUUUAUUGACAUAUAAAUAUCCUAAGCAAAUUAACCAUAAUUUACAAUUAAUACUUAAGAGUUUUUAGUUAUCAGUGAUGAGAAAUUAAAAUUAAAUGAUUUAAACAAAUUGAAUAAAGUCAAAAUACAGAGAUUUAAAUUCUAUUAUUUUAGAAUAAAAACAAAAGCCAGACCUUCACCAAUUUAAAUAGUUCUAAAUUGUCCAGAUAGAGUAUAAAGUUCAAAUAUAAGAAUGUUUAUAUCAUCAAAAGCAGAAUUUCCUACUAAAUUUAAUUCUGAAUAAAUAAUUUAAGCUAAAAAUGCUAAAAUGUAUGCUGAUCAUAAUCAACCUUAUUUUUCAAAGGAAUAUUUAUAUAUAACAAUAUACUCAGACAUAGAUUUUGAAGUAAUAAUUGAUAUAAUCUUUGGAAAUCCAAUAUAGAAGAUUGUACCUCGUAAAUAAUAAAUUGAAGAGGAUCUUUUAGAUAUUCGUCCAUAAACACAAAGGGUUAUUAGAAAAGAUAAAAUAAUAUACAAUUUAGAUAUGAAAUAAUAUUUAUAAAAGAUGAGAAAUCUUGAAUAGAAUAAGGUAAAUAUUGUAAUAAUGAAAGUUAGAAAGAGAGUAAAAGUAACAAUAAGUUUCAAUGAAUAAAAAAGUAAUUUAAGAGGAAAAAUAAGUUGAUAAAGUAUGCAAAGUAUUAGCUAGAGAAUCAAUAAAUCAUUAUAGAGAAAUAGAGAAAUUAGUAAAACAAAGGAGAGAAUAAACGAGAAUGUUUUAAUUUUCUUGGUGUUAAAUAGUUAGUUUAUUUGAUUUUUGCAAGGAAGUGAAAACAAAAUUAGAAGUAUGUAAGAAAUUAAUAAUAGGAUAUAAAACGACAUAAAAAAGCAUAAGCAAAAGGUAAGUUAUUGGUUUGGUAAUUAAAAACAAUGGCAUUAAUGAAGGUUUAAAUAUAUGGAUAAACUCCGAAAGAGAGAACAAUAUUUAAAUCAAAAUUGAUAUUAUAAUCAUAUGCUGUUUUGAUAAAAAAGAAAACAAAGUUAUUAGCCGAAGAGGUUAUUACUCGUUUUAUUAAAAAGAUGUUAUUAUAUCUUACAACUUUAAAUAAAUAAUAAAGUCUAAUAAAGAAAGGUAUUUAGAUAUAAAAUAAUUUAAGUAAAAACAAUAUAGAGAAAGUUUAGAAGUUUAAAAUUGAAAAGAAGAAUGUUUAGAGACAAAUUUUGGAAAUUUAUAAAAGAGAAUAUUAGCAAUAUUGUAUAUUAAUUAAGAAGAUAGAAAGAUGUAAGAAAUUUGUUUAGUGAUGGAAAAAAGCCUACAAUAAUAAUAGAUGUGUAAAUAAUAGAUAUUCAUUUAGACCUUUGAUGCAGAGUUUGAUUGAUGAUUAUUGUGAGAAAGCAAGAGCUAGAUGGAUGAAUUAUAUAAAUAGAACAUUUAAAGAAAAGAAUAGAUCUAAGGUAAUUUAUAAAUAAUAAUAAAUUAGAAAAUUUAAAAUGUAGCAUUAAAUUUCACAGAACCAAAAUUAUAUGACAUGCCAAAUGAAUACGAAUUAACUUAAUUAAUUGAUCAAUAUGCAAAAAUAAAAAAAUUAUAUUGA